CUUUCACACAAAAACAAAAUAAUUAAAAAUAUAUCAUGUCACACCAAAUGUCUUAUAUUUACCAUAAUAUCCCAUUUCAUAUGCUCCUUAACAAUAGCUCCCUUAACAUUUUCUUACGUUUUCUCUCAUCAAAAUCGUUUUUUUUUUGUUUUCCGGUUACGAGAUGGAGUCCGGUAAUAGUAGUAGCAUGCAAUCUUCAAGUGGCGGUGGCGGAGGAGGAGAAGAGGAGUACGAUUCACGCGCCGCCGAUCAAUCCAUCUCCGCCUUCUUCGACCACCACGUGUCAUCUCUACCUCCGCCGCAACAAAACUACCUCAACCUCCUCCAUUUCGACCAUAACAACAACAACUCUCUAAUAUCACCAAACUACUUCAACAACAACAACACGUUCUUACCCGUAAACCAACAAACCAACCCUAUAUCCCAACCGGACCUCCGAACCUUCUCCGCCACGUCAUCACUCCCUCCCCAUAACAACAUAGGAGUUACCAAGAAAACAAAGAAAAGAUCACGAGCAUCAAGAAGAGCACCAACCACGGUUCUAACGACGGACACGUCAAACUUCCGAGCGAUGGUUCAAGAGUUUACCGGAAUCCCAGCUCCGCCGCUUUUCAACAACAACUCCGUCGUGAACACCACGCGCCUCAACACUUUCCUCGGCUUGUCUUCUUCUUCGCCAAACUCUUACAAUAACAACAAUCUCUUGUUACGACCUUUCGCUCAAAAGCUCAUGCCAACGACGUCUCCACUCUUAUCCGGAUCACAGAUUCAGCAAUUUCAAAACCCUAACAACGGUUUCGAGAAUAUGAACCCACAGGCCCUUCUCCAAGCUCAUAUUUCAAACCCUAGAAGCAAUGAUCACGAUCAGUUUGGUCUUGGUAUCAAUUGUAUGAUGCAGAGUCCAUCUGCUAAUCCUCACACGGCAACGGCAGCGGCAGCGGCUAAUGGGAACAUAACCACCGGUGAUAAUGCAAGUUACGGUGGUUCCGAUCAUGAUCAUAAUAAUGACGGUACUUGGUUAUGUUCAUCUUCCGACCAAAGAACAUAAAAAGACACUAUUUUCCGAAAUUAUAGCUAAUCUCUUGACAAGAUUAUUAUUCAACAAAUUAAACAUAGCACAUAUAGGAUGAAGAAGUUACUCAUUUAUUUUCUAUUUUAGUAUAAACACUUUUAAUUAGUAUUAUUUGCUUGUAGGGUUUAUUAUUCAAUGCUUAAUUAAUCUAUGCUUGUUGUUUGUAUAUUUGUAGUUUUCCCCCCAUAACUACAUGUUGGUUAGAUCUCAUUUAAAUCUGAUUUUGUUUGUAUA
Molecule: messenger RNA, 1306 nt
Organism: Camelina sativa (false flax)
Lineage: Eukaryota; Viridiplantae; Streptophyta; Magnoliopsida; Brassicales; Brassicaceae
Source: RefSeq, a predicted model, not a curated record